This is a messenger RNA of Rotaria socialis, 1527 nucleotides long. Lineage: Eukaryota; Metazoa; Rotifera; Eurotatoria; Philodinida; Philodinidae. The record is from the annotation of a GenBank genome assembly.
AUGUACAAACGAUUUCGUUGUGGUCUUCUGAUGCUUAAUAAAGAUGGCACAGUAAAAAAAGUCGAUCUUGCAAAUGGUGGUGGUUUUCGUUUAUGUGAUUGGCAUAAUAAAUCCAUGAGCCUGAUUGACGUUCGUCAUCUUCUUCUUAACAUUUUUAAGUUGGAUGAUACUAAACUUCAAACAUCAUUAUACGAUUUUAAACUCGAUCCGUUGAAUCUCGAACAAUAUGAAACAUUUUUUGAAUACAUUCACCAGAACGGAUUGAACUGUGCAAGUGCAGUUGUAUAUAUUUGCACUCAUGAAGCUAAUACCAAUGAUACAACCAGAAAAACGACAACGACAAAUGAAAGCAAACCUAAAAUGACAACAUCAGCGAUUUCAUUAAUAACAAAACAAGAAACAUCUGUACAAACAACAACGAAUCUAUCCACAACAUCAAUAGAAUAUCAACAUCUUGUUGAUGAUGAACAAGAUUUCGAAGAAGAACACGUUUAUGACUCGUUACGGGACUAUUCAUUUAAAAAAUCAAUUACUUCUAUAAUGAAAAAUGUUCGUGACUUGGUUAGUCAAAAUAGUUUUGACGCAAAUUUGAUUAAAUUAUUUGAGAAUGUAUCGAUCGUUUACGGUUAUACGUGUUUAACAAUGGAUUCAUUAAAACAUCACCUUCGACAAUCAAAAAUAAAAUUUCAAUUAAUUGAUCAAAACAAUGUUACAAUGCAUACGAAUUGUUUUCUUAAUAUUUUUAGUAUUUCUGAGUUAAUAAGAAGCCUACUUAAAAAACAAAAACAUAAAUUUAGUCACAUUGAACUUUAUUCAACGAUUCUUGCAGCAGUUAAUGAAUUCUAUGAAAAAUUAAAGGUUAUGCGUAGUAAAUGGUUUAAACUUGUGAAAAAAAACGACAAAGCUUAUCGUCGUUCAUCUUCAUUUACUCCGCCAAUUGAAUUAGAAACAUCAACACUGUCUCAUUCGCAUAUUGAAUUUUUAUCGUGGGAUAAUUUUCACAAAGAUGCAAGAAACCUCAGUAGAUACAGUCGGAAAAAUGUUGACACGGUUCAAAAAGUAUUGAAGUGUGCCGGAGAAUUAUUAGAUAUUAUGCAUGACCCAAGUUUAUCAACACUUCGUGCUACGAUUCAAUCAAUAAUCGCUAGGAUAGAAUCUAUACGAUCAACUGUUAACAUGAAUGAUUAUAAAUCUAUAAUUGGUGCACACAAAGUAGUGUUUUUGGUAAAACGUCAAUAUUCAGGAAAAAUUAUUAACAAUGCUUUUACAUCACCUUGGUAUAAUAUUACUCUAGUCGUUAAGCAAGCAUUUAAAAAAACAUUCGCAGCAAUAUGCGAGCUAAAUAAAGAUCUUAAAAAUAUUCAAUUCCGGCAAAUAAGGAUCCAACGAAAAGAAGAACGCAAUAAUCCACGUUCUUAUCCACACUGGUCACGAGGAAUGGAAAAUAGAGAAUCACUUGAACAAAAAUUAGAAACUUCAGAUGAUGAUAUUGAAGCCUUGUCAUCUGCAAGUGAACGUUUACCGUAG